This is a messenger RNA of Salvia splendens (bonfire salvia), 1912 nucleotides long. Its product is annotated as putative pentatricopeptide repeat-containing protein At3g11460, mitochondrial. The record is from RefSeq and is a predicted model, not a curated record. Gene Ontology annotation, biological process: RNA modification. The transcript has a single exon. NCBI's taxonomy places the organism in Eukaryota, Viridiplantae, Streptophyta, Magnoliopsida, Lamiales, Lamiaceae. Gene Ontology annotation, molecular function: zinc ion binding; protein binding; RNA binding. The coding region runs from base 25 to 1893 and encodes 622 amino acids.
AGCAGAGGAUGCCUCCCCCAUUCAAUGAGUAGGCAGAGCUUGCAGCUAUGUUUUAGGACAGCGCGUCUUCCGCAACCCACUGAAACCUCCUCCGCCGCCGCGAGCGGGGCCAAAUGGAACACGCAGCUGCGACAACUCUCUAAGAAUGGGCAAUACAAACAUGCUCUGCUUCUCUACCGCCAAAUGCUCUGCUCCGGUGCCACCCCCAACGCCUUCACCUUCCCCUUCAUCCUCAAGUCCUCUGCUUCCCUCUCCUUCCAUCUCACCGGAAAACAGCUCCACUGCCACGUCGUCAAAUCCGGCUGCCUUCUUGAACCCUUCGUCCAAACGGCUCUCAUUUCCAUGUACAGUAAGUUCCGCUUGCUUCAUAAUGCGCGCAAGGUGUUCGACGAAAUUCCUGACUCAGCCAGACUAACUGUUUGCUACAAUGCUUUAAUGUCUGGAUUCAUUCAGAAAAGUCUCUCACAUGCUUUGCUUCUCCUCCUCGAGAUGAGGGCUGAAUGCGUGCCGUUGAACACUGUCACCAUCUUGGGGCUUGUCCCCGGUUGCACGAUUCCUCCGCACUUGAAUCUCGGGAGCUCAUUGCAUUGCUUGGUUAUGAAAUUAGGUUUCACCUCACAUCACGAUGUUGCAAAUUGCUUCUUGUCUAUGUACUCGCGUUGUGAGUCGAUCGAGUCUUCAAGGAGGCUGUUUGAUGAAAUUCCUGAGAGGAGUUUGAUCACUUGGAACGCCAUGAUAUCCGGUUACUCGCAGAAUGGACUUUGUGCCGAGGUGUUGGAUCUUUUCCGUGAUAUGCAGUGCUCUGGGGUCCCCCCCGAUGAGGUGACUCUUGUUGGCGUACUAUCGUCCUGUGCCAACCUUGGCGAGCAGAGAAUUGGCCUUGAGGUGGAAGAGAUGAUAAAAGUUCGUGGAUUUGAAUCUAAUCCAUUUCUGAGGAAUUCGUUGAUCAGCAUGUAUGCUAGGUGCGGUAAUCUGGUGAGGGCGCGUACGAAUUUUGACGCCAUGGCUGAUAAGACUCUGGUGUCGUGGACGGCUAUCAUAGGUGGGUAUGGAAUGCAUGGACAAGGAGAGGUUGCUGUGGAGCUCUUUGAUCAGAUGAUCAAGGAAGGCAAUCGGCCAGAUAAGACCGUCUUUGUCUGCGUUCUGACCGCGUGCAGUCAUGCUGGGCUGACAGAGAAGGGGUUGGGUUAUUUCUACUCGAUGCAGGAGGUUUACAGAUUGAGUCCUCUUUCAGUGCACUACUCAUGCGUGGUGGAUCUUUUGGGUCGAGCGGGUCGGUUGGGAGAAGCGCUAAACCUCAUUGAGUCGAUGCCACUGCAGCCAGAUGGUCCGGUAUGGGGAGCCCUACUUGGUGCUUGCAAGAUUCAUAAGAAUGUUGAGUUGGCGGAGUUGGCCUUCAACAAGGUUGUUGAGCUUGAGCCUACGAAUAUCGGUUACUAUGUUUUGCAAUCGAAUAUUUACUCGGAAGCGGGUGACAUGGAAGGCGUGGCGAGGGUUCGAGUGAUGAUGAGAGAAAGAGGGCUGAAGAAGGAUCCUGGUUAUAGCUAUGUUGAGUACAAAGGGGAGAAUCAUCUGUUUGUGGCGGGUGACAAACGUCACCCACAAUCGAAAGAGAUCUACAAUAUGUUGAAGAGGUUGGAGAAUCUAGCAAAGCAAGGCGAUGAAGGGGAGAAUUCGGGUGUGCAUAGCGAGAGGCUAGCGAUAGCGUUUGCACUUUUGAACAUGAGUUCAACAAAGGAAAUUCUUGUUAUUAAGAACUUGAGGAUAUGUGGAGAUUGUCACAGGUUUGUAAAAGCAGUUAGCAAAUUUGUAGAUUGCCGAUUUAUAAUUAGAGAUGCAACGCGGUUCCACCAUUUUCAUGGUGGCUCUUGCUCUUGUAAAGACUAUUGGUGAAGUUCUGCUAUUCACAACA